Purpureocillium takamizusanense is the source of this 2799-nucleotide messenger RNA. RefSeq lists its product as uncharacterized. The transcript has 6 exons. Gene Ontology annotation, molecular function: hydrolase activity, hydrolyzing O-glycosyl compounds. Bases 1467 to 2609 code for a protein of 380 amino acids. The record is from RefSeq and is a predicted model, not a curated record. Gene Ontology annotation, biological process: glucan catabolic process. Lineage: Eukaryota; Fungi; Ascomycota; Sordariomycetes; Hypocreales; Ophiocordycipitaceae.
CCAGGAACAAUUCAUUCAUGCACGACACGGCUUGCCAGGUCGAGACCGGUUUCUGGGACGAAGACCAAGACCAAUCACAAUGAUGAUGUGGAAGAUCUGGCGAAACCUCCGCCGUACGUACUAACUACCUACACUCACGGAUUGCCCCCUCGUGUCCGAUGCAUGCCAGUCGACGGAUCCUCCACCAGCUUGCUGUCCCGACGACCCUGAUUGCCUGCCGUCCUGCCUUCGUCUGCUACCUACUACCGCCGCCACCGCCCACCGACCGGCCUGGCAAAGUCCGUCCCCUCCUCGUAUCCCGAUCGCAGAGACACACUUGUCUCGAUCCAUCCAUCCAUCCUCCCUCAGGGCCGCCCGCGCCACCCGAUCUUCAGGGGGAAAAGGUCGCAGUCCGCACGCCCGCACCACACCACCUUCCUUGUCCAUGACCUGCAGCACCGGCGGAUUGGCUGAUUUGACUGACUGACUCUACCCAGACAGACAUGCAACUCGCAAAGUAUUGGAAGCCAUCCCUCCUCCGCACCUCGUCUAUCCACCCCGGCUCUCCGGUCCAGUUGUUGGAUCAACGCUUUCUUGUGGAACCGGCAAGCACACACACGCACAUCCAUCUGCCGCUAUCGUGCUGUCUGUCGCCUUGCUCGCAACCGGCAGAGAGAUCAAAAAACACCUCCGUUGCCGAUGACGCGCGUCGUUCAGACGCUGGCUACCCUCCCUCCACACUCUUCGUCCUUACCCCCCUCCCUUCGACGUCGCCCUUCCGCAGAUCCCGCAGGCGUUGCCGUUGUGGCUGCUACAUUCAUGUGCAUGUGUCUGUGUGCCUGUGCCUGUGCCUGUGCCGUUUGCGCUGGAACUGCCCAAGUCUCGUAUACCAAGAUGGUACUGCUCCUGUCCGGUCUGGUCCUGUCCUGCCCCGCGGGCCCUGCAGCUCGUGCAAUCGGACCGUAGGACCGAGGCGCAGCGACACUCGACUCCCUCUUCUCAGACCACUGGACACAAACGAGGGCACCCCUUUCCUCCUCAACUUGCCGUGCUUUCCCUCACACACACACACGCACACACACACACAAUUUCACCUGCCCGUCCGGAACUAUUUGCUGCAGGCUGGCCUAGGGGACCAAAGAAAAACUGCACCUGCCGCCGUCCGUCCCGUGGUUCAUCCUCGAGAGUGCGGCUCUUACAACCCUCGGCCACUUCCCAAUUGGAAAUUCUCCAUCCGCUCGUUCAGCAGCCGAAGAAGGAAGAGUUAUACACUAAAAAGAGUAUCCUCACCAAACGAAGAGCGAAAAAAAGGCAGCUGGGCUGCUCCAUCGGUUUCGCCAGAAAAUCGUCGUUUGGCAGACGCACUCUCGCAGACGCACCACACACCCCGUCGCUCGUUAGACAUACGCGCCUCCCCUGGCGUGCCCACCUCAGCAUCGACCGGUUCCCUCUCCCAUCGAACAGUUGAUUAGACAAAUCUUGACAAGAUGCGCCAAGGCGAGUUCGUAAAGUCCGACGGCUUCCCCCCGCAGUAUGACGAGGUCAUGUUCCCGCCGCGGGGAGCCCCCGGCAGCGUGCGCCAGGCACGCACCAGCAUACCCUGGUGGAAUCCGCGGUACUGGCGCAAGAGGGUUUGGGCGGGCAUCGGCGUCGUGCUGGUCAUCAUCAUCAUCAUCGCCGUCGCCGUGGGCGUAACGCAGAGCAAGAAGAACCGCUAUCCGGACUACUCGGCCAUCACGUACAGCCUGAGCGAGACGUAUGGAGGCGAGAACUUCUUUGACAAGUUCAACUACUUUACCGGCUACGAUCCUGCCCAGGGAUUCGUUCACUAUGUCCCCGCCCCCGAGGCCAAGCAGAGGAACCUGACGUACGCCACGCCCAGCACCGCCGUGGUCAAGGUCGACACGGCCGUGGGCCCCGACUCGGAGCCCAACGCGUCGACGGGGCGCUUCUCGGUGCGCCUCGAGUCCAAGACGACGUACAACCGCGGGCUCUUCCUCUUCGACGUCAAGCACACGCCGUACGCGUGCGGCGCCUGGCCCGCGCUCUGGCUGACGGACCCGUCGCACUGGCCCGACAACGGCGAGAUCGACAUCAUGGAGAGCGUCAACCAGGGCACCGGCGGCAACCAGAUGACGCUGCACUCGACGGGCGGCUGCUCCAUGGGCGGCGUCAAGCGCAAGAUGGCGGGCGAGGCCGCCGACGGCAACUGCGACCACGCGGCUAACAAGAACGCCGGCUGCGGCGUCUCGGGCGGCGAUAAGACGUUUGGCACGGCCGUCAACGGCGCCGGCGGCAGCGUCAUGGCCGUCGAGUGGCGCGACGCGGGGAUCCGCAUGUGGCAGUUUGCGCGCGGCGCCGUGCCCGCCGACGUGGCCGCCAAGAAGCCCGACCCGAGCACCUGGCCCGAGGCGGCGGCCGACUUCCCCAGCACCGAGUGCGACAUUGGCUCGCACUUUAGGAACAACUCCAUCAUUGUCAACAUUGACCUGUGCGGGGACCUGGUGUACGGCAGCUGGAAGAAGUCGGGGUGCCCCAGCAACUGCACAGACCUGGUCGCCAACCAGCCCGACCUGUACAAGACGGCCUACUGGGAGUUUGGCUCCUUUGAGGUCUACCAGCCGGCGUGAUGAUGGCACACGGCGGAGGUCAGGGAAGACCCGGAACGGACACACUGACGGCGCUGCUAAUACAUGAAAUGUGGACUCUUUUGCAAGCAUGGCGCUGGGUGGUCUAUAGGAUGGUAUCGAGAGUGGGACAAGGGAAACGCCAUAACACAUAUUAUGUUCAAAGUAGAAGAAUGCACAGAUGGCAGACCAA